Messenger RNA from Leishmania braziliensis MHOM/BR/75/M2904, 1272 nucleotides. RefSeq lists its product as hypothetical. The transcript has a single exon. NCBI's taxonomy places the organism in Eukaryota, Euglenozoa, Kinetoplastea, Trypanosomatida, Trypanosomatidae. The record is from RefSeq and is a predicted model, not a curated record. Gene Ontology annotation, biological process: rRNA methylation. Bases 1 to 1272 code for a protein of 423 amino acids. Gene Ontology annotation, molecular function: methyltransferase activity. Gene Ontology annotation, cellular component: mitochondrial large ribosomal subunit.
AUGCCCUCAUCUCGCGGCCCCGGUCGCAGCCGCAAUAGGGCCGGAGUUGUGCCCACUGCCUGUACUAAAGGCGUCUUCAAGACGAAGAGCUGUACUAAACCACGCACGUUCGAUGAGUACUACAGCGACAUCUACGGUGAGCGUUGGCCCACCCUUCGCGCUGCCAUGAUGGAGGGGCCGCGUAAGGUGGCGCUGUGGAACCGCUUCUCCCAGGUCCCCUUCGAGGAGGCGACACGAGGGCUGUCACGGGUAGACCCCAACUCCCUCAUUCAAGCCUUUCAGCCCCCCCAGAAGACCAACUCGGCAGAAGCCUCCAGCAUGGCAGAUCGCGGCAUCCAUGUUAACAAUGAAGAGACGUUGCGGGAGGAGGAGGUUCUAGCCGCAGCAUCUAGCGACCCGCUACACCAGAACGGUAUAAUCGCCAAGCCCCCAAUCGACGCCUUUGGCAUCAAGGCGUACUACCUGCUUGACUACGCCUCGGCACACGUAGUGGAGCAGCUGCAGGUCGGUGCAUUCGACACCGUGCUAGACAUGUGCGCUGCACCUGGUGGAAAGUCCAUCGCCAUUGCGCAGUUUCUCUCACCCGACGGAGCGCUCACGUGCAAUGAGACCCGCGCCGACCGUUGUGCACGGCUCCGUCGGAAUUUGCAGGAGCACGUGCCGGUAAACUACGUCCCGUGGCGAACGACGCAGCGCGAUGCGCAGACGUGGUACGACCCGCAGACAUUCUCACGCGUUCUCGUCGAUGCCCCGUGCUCCUCGGAGCGGCACCUGCUUCAGCAGUCGGGCGGCUUGCCUCUGUCCUGUCGGGAGUGGUCUGAGGAGACGACCGUCCAGCUCGCUGCUCUUCAGCGAGUACUGCUGCAACGCGCUAUUGAAACGUGCUGCGUUGGUGGCCGCAUUGUGUACAGCACGUGCUCUAUCUCACCCUUGGAGAACGAUGGCGUUGUGGGUGAGGCACUGCAGCGGACCCGGUGCAAGGUCAGGAUAGUCAAGACUUCGUCGUCUGUUACUGCUGCUGCGGAAUCCUCUGUUACGCCAUCAACGACUGCAAACGGCGCUGGCGAAUCAGAUGCGUCCUGCGCAGGGGCGUGUGUCUCGCCCACGCCAACUGUGCUCGGCGAGGCGACGGCGUAUGGCCGCCUGCUGCUGCCCGACACCUGCCAUGGCUGGGGCCCAAUGUUCUUCUGUGUCCUGGAGAAAAUGGCGGAGCACAAGUGCAUGGCCUCCACCUCGUCUGAGGACGAGGACGCCGCCGCCGUCGACGACUAG